CGAUCCUUUUCUUUGCCUUUUUUCUUCAUCGCCCUCUCUCCUUCUUCAUCUUCUUGUCUUUGCCGCCAAAAAACUCCCAUAUAUCUCCCGUCCCUCUGCCCUUCUUCCCCUCUUUCCUUUACUUCCUGGAAAACCAUAGUACACUUCCCCCCUCCUCUUUCUCCUCUUUCAAUGGCAUCCCUAAUCAAAGCAAGACUCUGGUUCAAAAGGACCAAGAAGCAGCAGCAUCAAAAUCAGCGCGCACAGCAGCAACAUCUUAAACAGCAUAUACCUUCUUCUGCAACAUCAUCACACUCCCCUUCAACAGGCUCACCUGCAGCUUCAACGGCCUCUCCCCCUUCCUCCACCUCUCCCAGCUCAGUUUUCCCAUCCUUCGUGCCUCCUCCUCCUCUUACUAUCCUCUCGCCCUCUUUUUCUUCUUCUUCUUCUUCUUCUUCUAACACUACUACUACUACUUCAGAACACAACCUCGCUCCUGCUUCUUUCGAACAUCAUCACAACACUUCGUCUUCAGUCGCCUACUCUUCAGCACCAGUCAUCCUACACUACCAAACAAGGCGGCCUGCAGCCAUCGUCUCUGCUCCUCUAUGCUUUCCCACCCCCUCCAACACCAUCCCUGAACACAUCUCAGCCACGAACACUAGCACCACUGCAAAGAACCCAGAACAACCACCAUCGCUCCAGCGUAAAAGACACCUCUCCAGUCGCUUGACCACCGCCUUUGCAUCCGUCAACGUCUCCCUCCCCUCUCUCCCUCUUGCACUCCCCAAACGAUCCAUGAGUAUCCGUCCACCAACCCUCUUCUUCCUACGCGAUCGUAAUCGCAACCCCUCUAUCCAGUCCUUACCCACCAAAAACAUAGUCAAUACCAACAAUGCCUCGCCCAUUCAAGAACAAGAAAAGAAUCUGUAUGGACCUCCUAAUGCACCAUUCAGACAACAACAACAACGACAACGACAAGGCAGCAACAGCAACAGCAGCAGCGGUCGUGCGAGUACGACGACGAACAGUGGAAAGAACGAGAUGAUGUCGGUAAAUAUGAGCUCCCUGCACCGUUGGUCUCAGCGUGUGCCGCCAUUACCGCCGAUGAGUCUCAAGAUCCCUGCGGUGGCGACGACUGCUGCGAGGGGUGUUGGAAUGAGGUCAUGGGGUGUACCCAUUCCUCAGCAACAGCAGCAGCAACAGCAGCAGCAGAUGCAACAGAAGAGACACACUUCUGCAUUAGCUCAGCUGCAUCUGCUUCAAAAUAAUAAUAAGAGUCGUUCGUCGAUCAAGGCCACGAAACCAACGACAGGACCGAUCAUGAGCAUGCAUGCCGGCAGCAACAGCAACAGCAGCAAGAUGUUUAGGAACCUGUCUGCGCGGUUCACGUCCUCGACGGAUCUCUUGCCCGUGGUCGAGACUGUGGCUCAAGAGUACGCAAGAACCAUCAAGGCGCUGUGGCAGAUGGUGGAGGAAGAAGAACUAUCCUACCAAAUCGAUGCUGCGGCCACGGCACAUCGCCAGAGAGAAGAGGCUUUGCGAAAACAGCAAUUGCAAGAUCAAGAACAAGACGAGCAGUUGAGGUUCGUCAAGAGGGAUAACAAGAUCCGCCACAACUACAAAACCUUUCCAGGUCAGGGCAACUUUGAUGAUGAGGAUGGAGUCGUGAGUCAGAUCUGCCAUGAGCCGUGCUGUUCUGUGGGUAGUCGAUCUUUUGGGUCGCAUGGUGUUGUUCCGUCAAUGUCUGCUUUAGAACAGCGGGAACAGAGUCAAAGCGACCCUUCUUGGUCGAGGGAUCAGCGCACACCCCUGGCGCAGUCUUUGCCAGCUUCAAGACUUGCGGCGUCCCCCGGAAGACAAGGUGACGAUGAGGAUGAUGGCGAAGAGAGCGGUGGUGACUCUGAGGAAGACCGUGAACAACGCCGUCGGGAACUCGAAGAACUGGAACGCGAGCUUGUGAUCCUGGGUUUACAGCGGUAUCAAGAACCACCGUCGCCACCCUUUUGCAACGAGUCUUUCUCACGACAGCAGCAGAGCCAGGAUGAGGAUGGAAAAUCACGGCGCGAGUCGUUCUACGAGCCUAAUAAGCAUAUCGUCGUCGCAGUUUCAUCGCCACCACCACCACAGCAACAGCAACAACAACGACGCCAACGUCAGCGUCAGAAUAGUCUUGCGUAUGAAGAACGAUGUCUAGAGCAGGACACACUCAUGAGGCAUCACUACAACAACUCUAACAAAUCAUCGAGCCCGCUCUCGCCAACGCUUCCAAAGCUCCCGAUCAGUGCUGCGAAUUCGACGACGAAACCAAAGACUGCAGUGCCGAUGCUAGAUUUCCGAACAGGGAUCCUGGACGGAGGAGAUUCCGACUCGGACUCGAGCGAUGAUGAUGAUGAUGAUGCGGCCGUGUUGGGGGUCGCGCGUCGUGUAUCGGUGCGUCCGCAUGCGGUUAGCAGCACGUCGCUGCAUGGGUUCGGGCUCGGACAGGGCCGACAGAGACCCUCAUGGGAGGUUGAGCAGGCCCGAGGGAGAGGAGUUUCAUGGGCGGCGCCUGCUAGAUCAACGGGAACAGGAACUGCAACGGUGGCAGUGAAGGCGAGUCCAAGGGUGGCGAGGAUGUCCUCUGCAAAUUCCACGAUCAUCAGAGCUCGUUGAAGGUCUUUGUUUCCUAUGCAUCAUUCCUUUUUUUAUUUUAUUCGUGUGGUGCUUGUUUUUAAGCAUGUACAAAGACAAAAUGCCCGCAAACUUGUAGAUUUAUUCCAUCCAUCUCUCUCCCCCCCCCCCACUUGUAAAUGAUCAACGAACACACACAUACACAUACACGCAUAUACCAUGAACCCGAUCGAUCUAACCAAACCGUACAGAGUAAAUAAAUAAACCCCUUAUG
Gamsiella multidivaricata is the source of this 2866-nucleotide messenger RNA. RefSeq lists its product as uncharacterized. The record is from RefSeq and is a predicted model, not a curated record. Bases 172 to 2634 code for a protein of 820 amino acids. The transcript has 2 exons. NCBI's taxonomy places the organism in Eukaryota, Fungi, Mortierellomycota, Mortierellomycetes, Mortierellales, Mortierellaceae.